UAGUAAUUUGCAUAUCAUGUUUCGCACUAUUUACAUUAUAUUGAGUUGUUAAUCUUUUUCCAAGAGUGAGUAGCUCUUUAUAGACACACAAAAUUUCGGCGGGUCGAACCCUAAACCUAAGUCUUGCUAACAGUUUGGAACAAAAGCAAAAAAAAAAAAAAGUUUGGAGCAAGGACCGUCUGAUCGUUGCAACUCUCUCGAUCCAGCCGUCGUCACUGGGGGAAGGUACCCAUCUUCAUUUGCUCGCCUCGCCGCCGCCACGCUCCUCCGUCCGCUCUCCGGCGCGGCGCAGCCGCCUCUGCCCGGCCACCUCGCUGCCCGCCGUACGUCCACCUCUCUCUCCUUCGCCUCCUAGCUGCCGUCUCCACCUUCCCUCUCUCUCGUUUCCCCCUUCCAGCGAGUGAACCACCAACCACGUAAGGGGGAGAGAGGGAGAUGGUGCUGCGGCGGGCGGCGGUGGAGUCUCCUAAGAAGGUGGCGGCUCUCGUCGACCUGGUUAACCUGCCGACGGCGCUGCGGGAGUUCGCGGGGGGCCGUUCCCAGAUGUCCCACCUCUCCUUCUUCCUUGGCGUCUGGUCACACAUCAAGAACAACAACCUCCAGGACCCGACCAACAGGAACAUUGUAAACUGUGAUGAGAAGCUGAAAACUGUGCUGUUGGGCAGGUCUAAGGUGGAGCUCUCCGAACUCCCAAUGCUUGUCAAGCUACAUUUCCCAAAAGUUUUCAAGUCGUAAGAAUAAUAAACUGUCUUUUACGAAAUUUCCAUGCAUGGUUGAUGUGUAGACAAUAUAUGAAUCUUCCUAACCCCUUCGGUACGUGUCUUUUUUUUUCUUUUCCAAUUUUUAGUAGCUUCAGCUUGUGUUCAGAUGAAGAAAAAACAUGUAGUACCACAUAGCUGCUUUCUGUCUUUCUCUUGGCAUAUUGUGUAUUGAACUUAAACUGAAUUUGGAAGGCGGCUAUUGAAUGCAGGCCUGAAAUUGUUGGUUAGGUAUUCC
Aegilops tauschii subsp. strangulata is the source of this 996-nucleotide messenger RNA. RefSeq lists its product as uncharacterized. The record is from RefSeq and is a predicted model, not a curated record. Lineage: Eukaryota; Viridiplantae; Streptophyta; Magnoliopsida; Poales; Poaceae.